GCUUGUGACACUGAAAGUAUUUCAGAUUCAAUUCUAGUUUCAUCCUAGAUGACCACAUAUCCACUGUUCUUCAGUGACCACAUGGAAAAGAGCCUAGAACAUAGAGACAUAGAACACAGUGGAGAAAGGAGAGUGAAAUGUCUUUAAUGUCACUUAAUAUAUAUGGGAUUUUGUGAUAAUAUACAAUAAUGAUUAAGACAUAUAAGAUGAUGCAAAAAAAAUUAACAAUUAUAGUGACAAAAAAUAAGGAGCAUAUAAUUAUACGUUGACUUAUACAAAGUACCACAGGAAUACAGCAUUGAGAGCUAUAAGACCACCUCAGGGAGUGGCAAAAGGCUUCAGAGAGAAGGUGUUUUUUAGGGAUGGAACACUGCUUCCAAAAGAACUAAGGUGCAGUGUCAGAAAUGUAUACUUAAUUCAUUAAUUUUUUUUCUCAACUUCAAUAAUAAAUUUACCUAACAAAGGAGUUUAUUUUUGACUUGUAAAUUUCUUAAAAUCAUAAAAAAUUAAAAUUAGCUUUUAAAUACAGGUAGUCACCAUAGCACUAAAUGGGCAGUUUAUAAUACAGCAAAGUCAACAACAAUUUCAAACUACUUACUAAGUUAGUUGCUCAUUUCUUUGAUUUCAUUUAGCAUUGAUCUAACUCAGUGUGGAAGAAGGUUACAUUCGUGCAAGUUAACACAGCUUAAUGAUUAACUAUAUUCACCUGCCAACAUUAUUUUUUCUGUGGCAAAUAUUGGUAUAUAUAGAGUUAAGAAGUCGAGGUUGCUUCUAGAAGAAAACAGUUCCACAUUGCUUGAAACGGAAUAAUCAGGAUAAAAAUGUUCACAAUUAAGCUCCUUCUUUUUAUUGUUCCUCUAGUUAUUUCCUCCAGGAUUGACCAAGACAAUUCAUCAUUUGAUUCUGUAUCUCCAGAGCCAAAUUCAAGAUUUGCUAUGUUAGAUGAUGUAAAAAUUUUAGCCAAUGGCCUCCUUCAGUUGGGACAUGGUCUUAAAGACUUUGUCCAUAAGACUAAGGGCCAAAUUAAUGACAUAUUUCAAAAACUCAACUUAUUUGAUCAGUCUUUUUAUGAUUUAUCAUUACAAACCCGUGAAAUCAAAGAAGAAGAAAAGGAACUGAGAAGAACUACAUAUAAACUACAAGUGAAAAAUGAAGAGGUAAAGAAUAUGUCACUUGAACUCAACUCAAAACUUGAAAGCCUCCUGGAAGAAAAAAUUCUACUUCAACAAAAAGUAAAAUAUUUAGAAGAGCAACUAACUAACUUAAUUCUAAAUCAACCUGAAGCUCCAGAACACCCAGAAGUAACUUCACUUAAACUCAGAAGGACUAGUAUUCGAGAACCCACAGAAAUUUAUCUUUCUUCCAAGCCAAGAGCACCAAGAACUACUCCCUUUCUUCAGCUGAAUGAAGUAAGAAAUGUAAAACAUGAUGGCAUUCCUGCUGAUUGUACCAGCAUUUAUAAUAGAGGUGAACGCACAAGUGGCAUGUAUGCCAUUAGACCCAGCAACUCUCAAGUUUUUCAUGUCUACUGUGAUGUUAUAUCAGGUAUUCCAUGGACAUUAAUUCAACAUCGAACAGAUGGGUCACAAAACUUCAAUGAAACAUGGGAGAACUACAAAUAUGGUUUUGGGAGGCUCGAUGGAGAAUUUUGGUUGGGCCUAGAGAAGAUAUACUCUAUAGCGAAGCAAUCUAAUUAUGUUUUACGAAUUGAGCUGGAAGACUGGAAAGACAACAAACAUUAUAUUGAAUAUUCUUUUUACUUGGGAAAUCAUGAAACCAACUAUAUGCUACAUCUAGUUGAGAUUACUGGCAAUGUCCCCAGUGCAAUCCCAGAAAACAAAGAUUUGGUGUUUUCUACUUGGGAUCACAAAGCAAAGGAACACUUCAACUGUCCAGAGAGUUAUUCAGGAGGCUGGUGGUGGCAUGAUGAGUGUGGAGAAAACCACCUAAAUGGUAAAUAUAACAAACCAAGAACAAAUUCUAAGCCAGAGAAGAGAAGAGGAUUAUCUUGGAAGUCUCAAAAUGGAAGGUUAUACUCUAUAAAAUCAACCAAAAUGUUGAUCCAUCCAACAGAUUCAGAAAGCUUUGAAUGAACCGAGGCAAAUUUAAAAGGCAAUAAAUUAAACAUUAAACUCAUCCCAAGUUAAUGUGGUCUAAUAAUCUGGUAUUAAAUCUUUAAGAGAAGGCAUGAGAAAUAGAUUUUUUUAAAUCUUAAAGUCACUGUCAAUUUAAGACUAAACAUAUAAUCACACAAUCUUAAAGAAUAUCAUUUAUAUUUCUCCAAAAUUCUUACAAUAUAAUUUGUUCUAUAUUUUGUGAUGUGGGAAUCAAUUUUAGAUCGUCACAAUCUAAAUUAUAAUCAAUAGGUGAACUUAUUAAAUAACCUUCAUAAAUAAAACAUUUACAGAGACUUUUAUUUUAAAAGUUAUCAUAUGAGCUAAUAUCACAACUUUCCCAGUUCAAAAAACUAGUUUUCUCAUUAAAAUUCUAAACUUGACUAAACCGAGGACUGAUAAUUGUACAGUUCUUAAAUGCUGUAUUUCAAAACUAAAAAUUGUCAGUCCAGGGUAUGUGUAAAAAUCUGUAACAUAAAUUUUAAAACUGAUGCUUCAUUUUGCUACAAAAUAAUUUGGAGUAAAUGUUUGAUAUGAUUUAUUUAUGAAACCUAAUGAAGCAGGAUUAAAUACUGUAUUAAAAUAGGUUCGCUGUCUUUCAAACAAAAGUUGAUGAUGAUUACUAAUUCACAUUGACUUUAAUAUGAGGUAUCACUAUUCCUUAACAUAUUUGUUAACAUAUAUACUACACACAUUUUAUAUAUUUUAACACUUAAUGCUAUGAAAACAAAUAAUUGUAAAGGAAUCUUGUCAGAUUACAUAAGAAUGAACAUAUUUGUGGCAUCAAGUUAAAGUUUUUAUUUCCCCUAAACAUGCUAUGAUUCUAAUAAUUUUGUGUAGGUUUUCAAGUAUAAAUGUCAUAACAAGUUACUGAAUGUCUAAACAGCCUGACAAGCAUGCAUAUAUGUUUGAAAUUCAAAAAAUACUCAGUUCCUAAAUUA
Molecule: messenger RNA, 3055 nt
Organism: Cebus imitator (Panamanian white-faced capuchin)
Lineage: Eukaryota; Metazoa; Chordata; Mammalia; Primates; Cebidae
Gene: ANGPTL3
Product: angiopoietin like 3
Exons: 6
Coding region: 822-2093 (423 amino acids)
Biological process (GO): triglyceride homeostasis; phospholipid homeostasis; phospholipid catabolic process
Source: RefSeq, a predicted model, not a curated record